CCGAAGCGAAGCAGCAUCGAGGCGGAGCGGCACCGAGACGAAGCAGCACCGAAGCGAAGCAGCACCGAGGCGAAGCGGCACCGAAGCAAACCAGCACCGAGGCGAAGCGGCACCGAAGCAAAGCAGCACCGAAGCAAAUCGGCACCGGAGCGAACCAGCUCCGAGGUGAGGCAGUACUGAGAGGCAGCAUUAUCGAGACGCACCAACACCAAGACAGCGGCUUAGCGGUGAAUAAUUCGUUUCCAUCCGGAACGAAUUGGUCGACGGAGCGAUUAGGAGUAUUCGAUUCCAACCCGGAACGAAUCGGGUAGCCGGACGAAGCUAGACCAGACAACACGUAAGAAAGCGGCCUUGACUCGAGCCAACCGGAUCGAGUUGUACGAAAAGGGCACGGACUGACGGCGGUGGCGAUGGAGUCCAGUUCGACACUAGAUGACGACAAUGGCGCAGUCAUCCAUGUUGUGAGAGAAUCGAAGAAAGUAGUCAAGAAGCGAUUGAAAGCAGCUCUGGAAGAAAAUGACGCAUUAAGAGCACGUCUUGCUCAACUCGAGCAAGCAUCAGUUUGCAAUAAGCCUGAGAAUGAUGAAGACAAUCAUCAACAGGAUAUUCAGAAUAGUCCUGUUGCCUUGAGAGAUGAUUCGAAUUUGCUCGCUGCAAUGAAUAAUUGGACUUUGAGUACAAUUAACAUACCAGAGUGUACUCCUUCGGAUGGAGAGACUGAUAUCGAUAAGAGUGCCUUUGAGUAUUGGAAAGACACAUUCAUAUCGUCCAUAAAGUUGGUUAAUUCCACUGAGGAAGACACGUUGUUCGGACUUUUUAAAGUCAAGGCUGGACCCAAAUUGCGGGAAAUCUACCAAACGACAGUAACAACCAUCGGAAUGUCAAGUGAGAUCACGAGCCCUUUUUCCAAUGCUAUGGAACGACUCGAUGAAUAUUUCGGCUCUCGGACGUAUAUCCUUGCGCAGAGAGGGAAACUUAUGAACAUGACCCAAACAAGAACAGAGACCAGCAUACAGUUUGUAAGACGUGUGGGAACUGCAGCCAAACUGUGCAAUUACACAGAGGACGAGGAAAUGGAAGCCGUCGUGAGAGUGCUUUCCAAAGGAGCAUUAGACGGAAGGGUUCGUGUUUUGGCCCAUAGGAAUUGGGUGAAGGAGGGAUCGAUGAAGGAUCUCAUCGAUCUAGUUAGAGAUCGUGAACUGGAAAAAGCGAAUGAAGACGAAUUUCAAAGAAGUCACACUCACAAGGAAAUGAAAACGAUUGCUGCUUUCUCGCAGUAUACUAACGAAGCGCCGAAUCAGUUCCGUGGCAACUGGCAUCAAAAUUCUGAACACUGGCGUUACGGGGUUAGAGGACGUCAGGGAUCAAACCGUGGAAGAGGACGUGGAAUGUCGAAUUGUGGAUCGCUCAACAACCGACCAAGUGGAUCUGUCGGUAAUUGCUGGAGAUGUGGCAGUGUUUACCACCAGCCCAGUAGUUGUCCGGUGAUUCAGAAAGUAUGUCGUAACUGUGGGGGGUUAGGCCAUAUCGCACGAGUGUGUUUGAAGGUUUCAGAGCAGGUAUUACAGUCGGGACCUCGUAAGUGAAGAAAUGAACAUAAAGAAGAGGUUAACGAUUUGAAAAUUGCUGUUAUCGAGAAAAAUGGAGAGAUGAAAGAUGAGGUACGGGAACAUAUUGAUGACUUAUCUUGAUUUAUUUUUUCUUUAGUGUUUUCAAACAUCAAGAAUACUUGGUAAUAAAUGGAUUAUUGAAAUAAUAUCACUUUUUUGAAGAUGUUUCUUUUCAAAUGAAUUGUUUAACAAGUCUUACUGUAUUCAAAGAUGUUGUGAAAAUACAUAAAUAUAGCACUAAGUCAUAGAAAAAAAAUUAAAAUAAACUACAAUUCAUUGAUUACAGGCUACUAUUGUGUUGUUGCCUGAAUCUUCAUCCUCAGAACAGAAUAUGA
This is a messenger RNA of Armigeres subalbatus, 1945 nucleotides long. RefSeq lists its product as uncharacterized. The record is from RefSeq and is a predicted model, not a curated record. NCBI's taxonomy places the organism in Eukaryota, Metazoa, Arthropoda, Insecta, Diptera, Culicidae. Gene Ontology annotation, molecular function: nucleic acid binding; zinc ion binding. The coding region runs from base 411 to 1586 and encodes 391 amino acids. The transcript is spliced from 2 exons.